GGGGGUGCCGAAGGUCUUCGGGAUAGGGAAAGGUAUAAGAUGACGGAUACCGACAUCUCUUCCUCAUGAGUGUAGGCGUACACAAACCGAGAUUUGUAUCCUGAGUGACCACCUGUCAGCCUAGACACAACAUCUCGUGGGCACGGGACAGAGCGGCUCAGUCGAAGACACACCUUUCACACUCAACUCCCUCUCAAGCCCUCUCUUGAUUUGAAUCUCAAAGCACCUCUCGUGCUCCCACGUCCAAUAUCCACCAUGUGCCACGGACAUCCGCAUAUCCACGGCUGUGGCCACCAAUCUAUGACAUGGCAUUACUGCCCGUCAGCCCUGAUCGACCUUGAGACGGGGUACGAGACAGCGUGCUCCAAUGUCACCUUUGCUGCUCCCCAGCCAUCCAAUGCCGCCUGUGUGCUGAUCAAUUGCGAUUACCGCAGUGGGGGCACAGGGUGGACGUGCUGCAACUGCGGAGGGCGUAACACGAGCGGGUGGUGCAAGAACAUGUCACCCAAUCCCAAAUGGGAGAAGAACACGAUCACCAACGAAUGGGAAUGGAUCGAGACCUGUGACCACGGGUGUUGUCGGAAUUGUGCCAAAGACUCCUCGAGCAACUACGGCGAGCCCAGCCGCAAAGACGGGAAGAGAAGUAAGGAUUCUCGAAAACACCGCCACCGAACACAAGGAGAAGCCGGGUCUUCUUCGGCAGCUGAUCCUAUGGCCUCGUACAACAUCACGCUGGACUACAGCAGCAAAGAGUCGAGGGGAUUGUCCCGGAAAGAGGGAAAGUCGUCCUCGGGACACAAGAAGAAAUAGGCGAAGAUCCAUGGCGAAAAGCGGAAGGCAAGAGGCGAAAGGCGAGUGUUGAAUUCCUGUACCAUGUGUUUAUAAGAACAUGUAUAUUUGUACCAUAGCAACUUGGGCUCUCAACGGGCCCAAGCACGGCGGUGUUUUUUAGAGCAUUUUCAUGGCACAUAGCUAGGCAUGGGAAACAGGAUAGGGACAGGAAGCAGAAAAAGAUCAAGGGCUUACAUGAUGGAGCAUGGAGUCUGGCGGUGACCUGCACAGAAACGAGGCGGGAUUAGUGUGUUCGUUCUUGGCUUGCUCUUUUGGAGUUUUGAAUUAACCGGGGGCCGGUUCCUUUGUGCGUUGGGGCGGCCGGCAAAGCCUGACGGAGGUCGAAUCAUCGAUAAAAGGCUGAGGUGGAGAUAUAAUGAACGAAGAGAUGACUUGAUUCUUGGUGACUCAUGUGUUUGUUCCAAUGGCAGGUGAUUACUGUUGGUGACUUUGAAAACAGUUGGCUGGCUCAUGCCAGUAAAAGAUGGCCGGUCAGGUGUAGGUAAGAUUUGAAG
Podospora pseudocomata is the source of this 1346-nucleotide messenger RNA. RefSeq lists its product as uncharacterized. The record is from RefSeq and is a predicted model, not a curated record. NCBI's taxonomy places the organism in Eukaryota, Fungi, Ascomycota, Sordariomycetes, Sordariales, Podosporaceae. Bases 256 to 810 code for a protein of 184 amino acids. The transcript is spliced from 2 exons.